GGUUGACCGGGGUUCGCAGAGGGGGCGAGGCGGCCGCCCCUGUAUGCGUCUUCAACCGCGCAUGGACGACCACCUCAGCCUCCUUCAAUCACCCCCGCCGAGCGCGACCAAAACCCGUGGCGACAAUCUGGUGAACCACGGAUACACAGAGACAGAGGCCGACGUGAUGACGGUUGUGGCGUGUGACAACAUGCUGGAAGAGUCGGCGGCUCUGCCGGGCCACCACUCUCUGGACCGAUAUGAGCCGGACCACGAAUGCUGCGAGAGGGUCGUCAUCAACAUCUCAGGGCUACGGUUCGAGACGCAGCUCAAGACUCUGUCCCAGUUUCCAGAGACGCUGCUGGGGGACCCCAAGAAGAGGAUGAGGUAUUUUGAUCCCCUCAGGAACGAGUACUUUUUCGAUCGGAACCGACCCAGCUUUGAUGCCAUUCUCUAUUAUUACCAGUCUGGCGGGCGCAUCAGAAGACCCGUUAACGUGCCCAUUGACAUUUUUUCCGAGGAGAUCCGGUUCUAUGAACUGGGUGAGGAGGCUAUGGAGAAGUUCAGGGAGGAUGAGGGCUUCAUAAAGGAGGAGGAGCGACCGUUGCCGGAGAAUGAAUUUCAAAGACAGGUGUGGCUGCUCUUUGAGUACCCCGAGAGCUCGGGUCCCGCACGGGGCAUAGCGAUAGUGUCUGUCCUGGUCAUUCUCAUCUCCAUUGUCAUCUUCUGCUUAGAGACACUGCCGGAGUUCAGGGACGACAACAGGGAUCCGAUCACCAUUACCCCUUUGAUAAAUGGCACGCUCCCAUAUUUCAUCAGCCCCUUCUCAGACCCCUUCUUUGUGGUGGAGACGUUGUGCAUCAUCUGGUUCUCCUUCGAGCUGCUGGUGCGCUUCUUUGCAUGCCCGAGUAAAGCCACGUUCUCCAAGAACAUCAUGAACAUUAUUGACAUUGUGGCCAUCAUUCCCUAUUUCAUCACCCUGGGCACGGAGCUGGCAGAGAGGCAGGGGAAUGGACAGCAGGCCAUGUCAUUAGCAAUUCUGCGCGUAAUUAGGCUUGUACGGGUGUUUCGCAUCUUCAAGCUCUCACGUCACUCGAAGGGGCUUCAGAUUUUAGGACAGACUCUGAAGGCCAGCAUGCGUGAGCUGGGCCUGCUCAUCUUCUUCCUGUUCAUCGGUGUCAUCCUCUUCUCCAGUGCUGUCUACUUUGCAGAGGCAGACGACCCAGAUUCGGGUUUUAACAGCAUCCCGGACGCAUUCUGGUGGGCUGUUGUCACCAUGACCACCGUUGGCUAUGGGGACAUGCACCCCGUGACAAUUGGAGGAAAGAUUGUGGGGUCUCUGUGCGCCAUCGCCGGUGUGCUGACCAUUGCCCUGCCCGUACCCGUCAUCGUCUCCAACUUUAACUACUUCUACCACAGAGAGACUGAAGGCGAGGAGCAGGCACAGUACCUGCACGUGGGGAGCUGUCAGCCCCUGGCAGACACGGAGGAGCUGAGGAAGACUCGCUCCUCUUCCUCACUCAGCAAGAGCGAGUACAUGGUGAUAGAGGAGCACGGGAUCAACAGCGCGUUCAAACAGCAGCCCAACUUCCCCACCACCGCGCAGAACAACUCGCAGAAUUGUGUGAAUAUAAACAAAAAGAUUUUCACCGACGUGUAGCCACUUUAAGAGUCACGGCCCUGAACACAGGAGGAGGUGGUGUGUCAUCACACAGAUGGUUCUGUCGUUGCGCACCAGCGUGUGGAAGCAGCGGUAGAUCAGAUGAAGAAAGAAAGGAGGAGAGAAAGAGAGAGAGUACACCCUGUAUGUUCAGAGACGCUGCUUUGUGCUCCAUUCAAAGAAUCAGGACUUUUCAUUUCAGUGAUCUGAAUUCAUAAUUCUGUACGGUUCCAUUCACGCUUGGAGAGAAAGAGCUCCUUAACGUCUUAGGCCAACUAUUCUUCUCUGAGUGAGGGAAUUGACCUGUUGUGCAUUGUGCAAUAGCCAAUAUGUGAGCACAACAGGUGGUAAUAGAAGCUUUAUAACUGUGAAAGAUGAGUACAAAUGUAACUCGAAGGACACUCACAUUGUACUAACAUGCGUUAUGAGUCGUGAUUCCUCAGUCAUAGCCUAUGUAUAAUAUUCAGAAUCAUUUAAAUAUGUGUGUGUGUUUAAACACAUGUGAUGUCUGAAAAACACAGUUCUGCAUAUAUUAUUCAAUUAGACCGUUCUGUGCUAUGCCUUUAUUGUGCGUUAAAGUCUAGUCCAAAUGCUACUGUCUUUAAAAAAUAAUCCCUUAUAGUUCCUCGACAUGAACUGUCCUGGUAGGCUACUUAAUGCGUAAACGGCACCUUAUAAACACGGGGGGGUCAGCCAGUGUCUCAUUAUCGGUGCGAGACACACGUGAGAGAGGAAAACAUAGCGCUCUUUCACGCACGCACGCACGCAGCGAUCAAAGAUGGAGCGUGCUUCUCUUUGGAUGCCUCAAAUAUAGCCCGCUGUGAUGCAGUCUCCAUGGUGACGGUCGUUUCCUCGGUAACCCCGGUCACCGUUGCCAUGGCAUCCUUGUUUCCACAGUAACCUCCCAGAUGGCUUGGAAGCUAUAUUGAAGAUUCUGAUCGAAAAAGCUUGUCUUCGGUCUCUAAUAAGACCAUUUUGUCGCCACGCUUCGCGUGCGUAAAAUCCAAGCCCGAACAUGCCCAGCGCCACUACCGCCAAUCAACAGGCUCACUCAGUGACUUUAACAUUGGCACGAAAACAAAUUGGAGUAAGAAGGUCUGUUUACAAAUUGCCACCAUGAACUGAAAAUGAACCAGGCACGACUCAGAGAUGUGAUAGGAGGGAGGAGGCGGAAGGAGAGGGGCGCGUGAGGAAUUAUGAAUGGACUGGGAGCACAUUGUGUCUGGCUGUCUGGAGUGCGCUACCGCGGGCGCUCAGCAGAGGCUGCUGUUCUCCCACUGAUAAAACUGGUGAAAGUUGUUCCAUUUUUUUGCACAGACCUCCUGGAACCCCUGACGAUCCCAGUUAGACUGCCUCCCAUUUAGGAGUGCAAUGACUCUGGUCUUCCUGUUGGGCCCGGUGGGCCAAAGUUAAGAGUUGAGACAGAACUCCCACUGGAACAAUUGUUCUUCCCUACCCUCCUCCUCCUGACAUGUGUCCUCCAACCUGGACCUCUAACAAGCGGUGCCUAGCAGGUCUCCCCCUCCGGCGGACCACCACUCAGUCCAAAAUGCAACGAAAUGCAAUUACAGAUGUAUAGCAUAUUCCACUUACGGUUUUGUAGCAGCGGUUUUAUGACUGCUUCUGUUUUGGAGUUAACACAUUGCGAGUGGAACCAUUACAAGAUUCAAAGUGAUUCAGGCAGUGACAGUGUUCAGCUGGAGCUGUGUUAUGGACUCUGACAUUUCUCCACAUCGCUUUCUAUAUCAAAAUCAAACAGACAGAUUCAGGAAACAGCCAGCAAUUUUGCAAAGCACAUGGUAUUCCUGGACUUUACACGGAUUUCUACAUUCUGUACUCAUAUUUCUGGCGAAUGAUUAUUUAUUACAGACAAUAAUGGACAAACAGCUUUUGCUUCAAGUCAAAAGUGGCAGAAACUGAGGCCGACCGUGAUUCGCUGAUAUGAAACUGUGAUACAAAUCAAAGACUGUUAGCCAUAUGCCUUUCUUAGCUCUGUGUGCUCUGUAUUGCUAUUAUGUGAAACGCACACAUACGUACGUGUGCUGGUCGCAGCUAUUCCCUUGACAUGGAGAACAAUACAAAGGCAUGCACGCACACACAAACACAGACACGCAAACACGCACACACAUGUAUACACGUGCCUGUGAAUGGCUCUCUUGCAUCCCAGAGCACACCGGUGUGUUUUCUGGGCAGAUUAUUGUCAGGGGAAGGCUGUGUAUACCAGUAUUUGUUCUGUGUUAAUAUGUGCUGUCUUAAA
Molecule: messenger RNA, 3896 nt
Organism: Chelmon rostratus (copperband butterflyfish)
Lineage: Eukaryota; Metazoa; Chordata; Actinopteri; Chaetodontiformes; Chaetodontidae
Product: potassium voltage-gated channel subfamily A member 3
Exons: 3
Coding region: 44-1639 (531 amino acids)
Biological process (GO): potassium ion transmembrane transport; protein homooligomerization
Cellular component (GO): membrane; voltage-gated potassium channel complex
Molecular function (GO): delayed rectifier potassium channel activity; protein binding
Source: RefSeq, a predicted model, not a curated record